Molecule: messenger RNA, 993 nt
Organism: Entrophospora sp. SA101
Lineage: Eukaryota; Fungi; Glomeromycota; Glomeromycetes; Entrophosporales; Entrophosporaceae
Source: the annotation of a GenBank genome assembly
AUGAGUAAAGAAACUAUUGCAUAUAAAUUCUGGCAUGAAUUUCAGGAGGAAAGAUCUGAGAUUCAAAAUUCCAUCAAGGAAUUAUCAAAAAAACCAAAGCCAUCAAUUCCUACAUUAUGUGAAAAUUUGCUACAACGGAUAGAUGAACUUGAAAAGAAAGCUACAGACGCAACUACAUUUUUACCAGCUUAUGAUCAAAGACAAUCUCAUUUGCAAAUCAAAUCAUUAAUAGAAGAACUCAAUAUACAAAAGUCUUUAUUGGCACCAAAAAGUAAAUUUUCUUUUAAAUCAAAAAAAGCAGCAAUAGAAUCAAAGAGCUCUUUAAAUGAAGAAAAAUCAGCAUCCACUGCUGCAAUCUCUACUUCUACCACUACCACCUCUACUGAUACUGAUGCAACUACUAAAGUUAUUGAUGAAGACAAUUUUCAAACUGUUGUAUUAAAUAAUCAAGAAAAUACUUAUAUUGAUAUUAAUUCAUUUUCGCUAAAUAAUAAAAUGGUUGAUUUCCAAUUUUCCAAUUUAAAUAAUUGUAUUAUAAAUCUCUUUAAUUCUAAUAUAACAAUCGGUGCCAUCAAUAUUAAAGGAUUAAGAAAUACUAUUAUAAUGUCAGGUCCAGUUGGAAGUUCAAUAUUAAUUUAUGAUUGUGAAAAAUGUAUUUUUUUGUUUCGUAUGCACACGUCAAAGCAAAUUUCAGUAUAUCUUCAUGUUACAAGUAAUCCGAUAAUUGAAGAUUGUGAAAAAAUUCAGUUUGGAUUUUAUGCAUUAACAACAUUCCCUGAAUUAGAUAAAAUGUUUGAGACAGUAAAAUUAGAUUUGAAAAUUAAUAAAUAUGAUAAAGUUGAUGAUUUUAAUUGGUUGAAACAACAAGCUUCUCCAAAUUGGAAAAUCAUUUCACCAGAGCAUAUAAUAGAAAAAUGGCCUUUAGUUAAUAAUGAUAACAAUAUAAAUGUUGUAGAGACUAUUGAAAAUCUUUUAAAAUCUCAAGAAUAUUAA